AUGUUUUAUGCUAGUCGAUACGAUGAAAAGAAGGCGAAAAAUUCGGAAUUAUCUACGGCGAUAUUAAACAACGGAAAUAAUAAUUCUUUUUCCGAAAGUAAUCUACCAUUAACAAGAAAAAGACAAACCACAGGAGAAGGAUCAUCAACUUCUCCAAUUAAGGUCAGGGUUUUUGACAUGGGAUAG
Messenger RNA from Funneliformis mosseae, 186 nucleotides. The record is from the annotation of a GenBank genome assembly. Lineage: Eukaryota; Fungi; Glomeromycota; Glomeromycetes; Glomerales; Glomeraceae.